This is a messenger RNA of Chelonia mydas (Green sea turtle), 1270 nucleotides long. It is a transcript of the gene TMEM160, whose product is annotated as transmembrane protein 160. Bases 54 to 569 code for a protein of 171 amino acids. The transcript is spliced from 3 exons. The record is from RefSeq and is a predicted model, not a curated record. NCBI's taxonomy places the organism in Eukaryota, Metazoa, Chordata, Testudines, Cheloniidae.
CCGUCGGGCCUCGGCGGCCUUGGCUGGGCGGCGGGUACCGGGUAGACUCCGCCAUGGGCUGGUGGGUGCGGGCGGCCGGGCGCUUCCUGCGGGGCGCGGCCGGGCGCAGGCCCCCCCGGUGCAGCUCGAGCCGGGCCUCUGCCUCCCCCCCGCCGCCACCGCCUGUCUCGGAGCUGGACAAGGCGGACGCCUGGCUGCUCAGGAAGGCGCAUGAGACGGGUUUCCUGUCCUGGUUUCGCAAUGGCUUGCUGGCAACCGGCGUUGGAGUAAUUUCUUAUGUCCAGAGCGACAUGGGACGAGAGGCAGCUUAUGGUUUCUUCAUUCUCGGCGGGAUUUGCGUCUCUUAUGGCAGCGCCUCCUACCUUGUCAGCCUCUUCCUCCUCCGCCGCACCAUGAUGCUUGCUUUCUCCACGGCCCUGCUGAACGGCACAGUGGUCACAACGGUGGCGCUGUUCUGGCUGUGUGCCAUCUCCCUCUACAUUGGUCGCCUUGAGGUUGAGAUCAUACAGGAGGACAGUAGUGAUGAAUGCCAGAACACAAAAAAGGAUGAUGGGAAGUCGGAUGAGUGAAGACCAAGGUCCUGGGGAAUUUUGCUGCUUUCAUGAUGGUCAUUUAGAAUGUUCUCCAGCACACUCAGUGGACCGAGUUUUAAUGCAAUAGAUACAGCGCCCACAGGCUGUCCUGCUCACUGUGUCCAAGGGCACGAAGGAAGGGCAGCUUUAUUUUAAAUAAGACACUGCGUUGGCUGCUUUAUAUUUAUUUAACAUUUUCCAGAUUGGCAGUGGGAAUUAGCAUUAGAAAAAUUGGAUCAUCGAACAGAAAUAUGGCUGCAGGAGACCCUGCUGUGGUAGUAAAUGAAUUGGUGGGACGGCUUCCCAGCUGGGAGCUUGCGUUGCUGUCAAAAUGGAUUGAUGCUUUUAAAGAGCUGGCUGUCCACUGGGAUCCUGUGCUCCUGUCUCCCACAGACAUCCCAUGCCUAUUCUGCCAGGUAUGCAGAAGCUGGAAAUUUUAAGCCAAAUUCAGCUGAUGUUCCCUAGAAAUGUUGAAUCGCAACAGUAUCCCAUGGAGCUCGAUCCUGCUGCCCCGUCUUAUGUUGUAAAGUUAGCAUAUCACAUUGAGGUUACUCACUGCACCUCUUGAGCAGCUCGAUCCUGCUGCCCCAGCUUACAUUGUGAAGUUAGCAUAUCACAUUGAGGUUACUCACUGUGCCUGUUGAGACCACUUUACAUCCAGAUCGGUUAAUGUUUGUAUUAAAAACAUCAAAACAAAA